AUAGUUAUGCACGGACCGCCUUCUUAAGAGUCAUUCAAGGCAGGGUUAAAAAGACCAUACGGCACUGUUGAACGGCCACAAAAAAGGGAAGCGAGCGAGGUAUUUCUGAAUUUUGUGUACAAGUCCUGACACAUUCAGAACCAAAGAUAUCCAUAACACAGAAUCAGCCAUGAAUCUGAAUUUGCUGUGGAUUUUGCUACUUGGGAUUUAUGUGCAGCAAUCAGCUUCACAGAUGGUGCAGUGCUUUUCAGCAUUUUCCAUAUCCACCGGGAAGUGUGCUGAUCUUUUAGGUGAGGUUGAAAAAGAUUUUUGUUGCGUAAACCCCAGCUAUGGCUUCACUGGAGCAGACGGAGUUUGUAAGAGCUGUGGGCGGGCGGCAUGGAGCGAAUGGUCAAGCUGGAGCGAGUGCUCAGUGAGUUGUACUGAGGGAGUUACUCAAAGGCGACGGUUUUGUUAUGGAAUCGGUAACUGUUUAGACCCUGAGGAUUGGGGAACUAUUCAAACUAAACCAUGUGUGAAAAAAGACUGCUGCCCAGAGGAUGGUGGCUGGUCUAAGUGGGGGAACUGGCAGCCAUGUUCAGUUACGUGUCAAAAAGGACAAAAAAAAAGGCAAAGAGUCUGUUCUAACCCGGCUCCAAAAUGUGGAGGCUCCUGUUCUGGCGAAGCGCAAGAAAUUGACUCUUGUUCCGUUGACACAAUCUGUCCAACUCAUGGAGCGUGGUCCAAUUGGGGAAAUUGGGGUCCCUGCCCAGUUACUUGUAUCGAGGAAGGACGUAGAACCCAAAAAGAAAUUCGUACAAGGACGUGCACCAAUCCCUCUCCGUCCACCGUUCCACCUGGCAGAUUUUGCGAGGGUUCCGAAAAAGACACCCGCCCUUGCAGUGGACUGCCUUUUUGCCCAGUCGAUGGAAGCUGGGGCUCCUGGUCAGGUUCCUCACCCUGCUCUGUGACUUGUGGAGUGGGCCGACAGAUGCAGUCACGGACAUGUGAUUCUCCAAGCCCCAAACAUGGUGGCAAACCGUGUCAUGGUGAAGAGCAAAAAUUUGACCUCUGCAGGACUUUAGCCAAGUGUCCAAUACAUGGGAUGUGGACAGAAUGGAGUGAGUGGAGUAAUUGUAAAUCGCCUUCCACUAGAAAAAUCACAUGCAGAACCAGGGAGGGAACCCGAAGGAAAUUACGGGACUGUGUUGGUACAGAACACGAAGGAAAACUCUGUGAUGGAGAAAUUGUUGAACAUGGCAGCUGCUAUGACAUUGAUGAGUGUGAUAUGAAAGGCAUCCUGUCCGAGUGGAGCGAGUGGAGUUACUGCAAACCUGACUGUGGACAAGACUCCAAACAAACCAGAAGCAGAAAAUGUGUUCCUGACAUUUCUGAAUACCAAUCUGAUGACUACAGUCUUUUCUAUGGGAAGCCGGUCAUUAAUUGUGAGAAAGUGAAGGAUGAAACCGAAACAAGACUAUGCAAAAAUGUCCCUCAGUGCUAAGACAAGUUUUUCAGGAUGAGCACAGAAGAUGGUGAAGAUAAAAGGACCAGUUGCUGUAGACGGUAAACUCUCCAGCAGGAGGAAGAAACUUUAAAGGGAUAGUUCACCAAAAAUGACAAUUUAUUCACUUUUUACUCACCUUCAAGUGGUUCCAAAAUGUGUAAGAUAAUAUUUUGAAGAAAGAUGAAAACACAUCCAUGGUAGGAAAACAAACACCAUGGAAGUUAAAGGUGCAGUAGGUGAUCUGCCUAAAUGCUAUCUGUUCCCAUAAUAUCUUUGAAAACAUGAUCCCUCCCCUGCUGUCCAAAGCCACGCCUCCUGAAAUCACAAACACACACACAUUACAGAUGACAGAGAACCACUAGAUCAUGUCAUUUGCCAGUUAGAACAUUUUAUAGUACUUUAUAAUACUAUAAUCCGAAUGAAAAACUGUAACUGUUCAAAUUACACCAGAGUUACUGACCACUACUCUAUUUCAUUUUGAAAUUUAUUCCCACUCCGCAAGAAAUCUGGUUGGGUCCCGCGGCUCCUGUGGAUUGCUGGUCUCACUCCCUCACGCGAUUUGUCCUAAAGCGACUACUUAGUGGUUGGCCAGCAGACUGAAGGAAUUACACUUGUUACUAAGCCAUACUUGCAUGCUAUUUCAGACCGACUAUUCAGUGUAGAAUGGUGAACAAUAUAGGAGGAGCAUCACAGGUUGUCAUUGUUAAAAAAUGAACCAAUGUGAAUACUAAAUCAACUUCACCUCAGUAAAGCAGGCUAGGCCAAAUAGCGCUAUCUACUUAUGUUUUGUUGUUAAACUAAAUAAAAAUCUACAUUAUUGAUGCUGUUAAAGGUCCCUUAUAAGGAUUUCAGUGGCUGAACAACACUUCUGUGCAUUUAACCCAUUUGUAAAACGCCACAAUCUACAUCAGCUUUGCGUGACUAAAAUAUAAGUUUUUAAACAUAACAUUACCUGUCUAAAAAGAAAUACUUCAGCCAUGGUGUCGUCCUUCCUACAGCAUGCAAAACUAACUCCAAUAUUGAUUCAGUAUUAGUUUUUACCACUCUCUCUCUCUCUCUCUCUCUCUCGUGUGCAGGUGAACGGCCAAAGGCAGAUCUGCAUGAACAGCUGUGCAGUUGUACAAAUCUACAUUAGCUGACAGACAGUUUGGGCUACUUAUCAGAAUUAUGGGAAUUAUCAGCCAGACAAUAUGUAUUUAAAUGAACAUUUUUUUAGUCUUAUGCCUUACCCAGAAUAUAAAAAUACAUAUAAAUACAUUUAGAUCAUUUCCUUUAAUAAUUACUAUUGGAAUGUGAAGAGACUUUCAACCAGCACAAAAAAAAAAAAUGUUUCUGAAGACAUUCACUUACUGCACCUUUAAUAGUUACUGGUUUUAAGUUUUCUUCAAAUGUUAUCUUCUUUUGUGUCCAACUCUGAUAAUAGAUUUUUUCCGUUUUUUGGUGAAUUUCCUUUUAACAUGCCCGUCUGUAGAAAUAUACUAUCAACAGAAAAAUACUUGCUUUGUUAGCCUUAUUUGUUAAAUGGAUUGAAUUUGUUGCUGGAUAAGGCGCUAUGUUGUGAACUCUGCCUUACUGCCAUAAUAAAGUAUUAAUGCAAUA
Messenger RNA from Danio aesculapii, 3085 nucleotides. RefSeq names its product complement factor properdin (gene cfp). NCBI's taxonomy places the organism in Eukaryota, Metazoa, Chordata, Actinopteri, Cypriniformes, Danionidae. The record is from RefSeq and is a predicted model, not a curated record. The transcript has 12 exons. The coding region runs from base 170 to 1483 and encodes 437 amino acids.